Molecule: messenger RNA, 979 nt
Organism: Beta vulgaris subsp. vulgaris (sugar beet)
Lineage: Eukaryota; Viridiplantae; Streptophyta; Magnoliopsida; Caryophyllales; Amaranthaceae
Exons: 7
Coding region: 69-767 (232 amino acids)
Source: RefSeq, a predicted model, not a curated record
UAAGAUAACAAGUGAGAGUGCCUUUGUAUCAGCUGUGACCUCAAAAUUUUUGGUGGAGGGACACAGAAAUGGCAAAUGCCACCCAUCUAAGCUCAUCUAAAAACAUAAAACCAUUGCAAACCUCAAUACACCCACCAAAAACCAAACACACUUUUCCUCAAAUCAUCAAAAUCACAGCUUCAAGAAAAGAUGAACUACCACUGAUCACAAAUAAUGCUUCAAAGACUCGUCGUCGUGUGAUCACAAUACCUGCAUCCACUGGAAGAUGGCAUGGGAAAUGGAGUUGUGAAUACAUAAUCUCUCUUAAGGAUCUUCAGUUGGAUGAUUUAGCUGAGGAUGGUCGAAAACAUACCGAGGUUUUUGUAACUCUUUCCCUGCAGAAGCACACAGGCUUUGGGCUAUCUGUAGAUGGUAGGGUGGUCACUUCCAUUGCUAGGAUAUGCAGCAGUUGCUCUUCACCUUACUGCAGAAAGAUUGACACAGGCAUAUGUGUCUGGGUUCUGCCUGAUGGCAGAGAUGAUGCAUCCUCAGAUAUGCCUGAGAUUGGCAGUGAUGAUCCAUCGGUUAUCUAUGUGAAACCAGGGUGUGAAGCAGAGUUGGACUCACUUAUAAAAGACACUAUAAGACUUCAAACAGCGGUGAAGGAGACUUGUUCAGAGUCAUGUGAGAAAUCUGAACCAAAACUUCACUAUAUAGGUGAUCAAAGGACAGCUUCUUUAGACAGAAGGUGGUCUGGACUCUUACAGCUUAGAAAAAACAUUCGUUGAUGCGCAAAAAUUCGAUCAUUAUGAUCAUGUCACUCAAGUUGAUAAUGCCUAUAAUCUACUUGUGUAUAAUGGUAGAAUGAGUCAAAACUAUCUGAUUCUCUUUCUUGUUUCCUCUUAUUGUAAAAAAUAUAUAUUGAUUUAGUUGUCAUAUACUUCAUAUCUCAUGUAAUUAGAAGUAAUCUGAUCUCUAUUAUAAGUAGUUUCCUACUCCA